CUAUCAUUUCACUAAAGGUUUAGUCUGUCGUGGUCGGUCGUGUGCUUCGAUUGGACGUGCGAGUUAAAUACCGUUUCUAUCGGCAGUGUUUUCGUAAUAUAUUUGUUACUUUUUUGUGUUGUAUGGCGCUGUGAUAACUAAUCGUAUGGUGGAUGUGCUUUAUAGUGCUUGUGAAUUAGAAAGUGCUGCUUUAUGCAAAGUGGAUAUUAUUUACAUCUAAGGAUCUAGGAUACAUUUCAAAUUCUCCAUAGUCAAGUGAAUGAUACUAAUUUCUCCUUUACUGGUGUACUGGUUAUAUUUAAUACUGAUUGAGCUUCUGCGCUUAUGAACCUCAAACGCCAAACGGAUCAAACUCCAGUCACCAAAAGCACAACCUGACAAGUUCGGAUAGUUGACGUUUCUCAGUUAGAAUUUGUUUAUUUCGCGACUUUACUUCUAUCAUUAUGAAACCAUAUUUGAUACUCGCGGAGAAUCGGUUCUCAGUGUUUUCCUUUUUGGCAUUGGCCACGAUUUUAACCAUUAGUUCGGUGCCGUUAGUUUUUGCGACUUUUAGACAAAAUCCAGUGUAUUCAAACGAAUUUGCUGUUAAUGUUCCUGAAGGCGAGGCCACUGCGGAUCUUCUAGCUGCCAAACAUGGAUUUGUAAAUAAAGGACAGAUAGGAAGUCUAAAAGGAUUCUACCUCUUUGAGCAUCAAAACAUUCGCAAACGAUCCAUUGUGGCCAACAGUGAUGUGCACAAGACCCUCAGCGAAGAACCACAGGUGCAUUGGGUGCAACAACAGCACGAAAAGAAGCGCAAGAAAAGAGAUUACGUAUCAAACCCAUCAGCUGCUCCACUUCGCGAGCUGUUCACCCGAGUAGCCCCAGGUGCCGAGUCCCAUGGUCAACCUCAUUAUCGGGAUGCUGCUAGUGGGGUUUUUCCAGACCCACUUUUCAGAGAGCAGUGGUACUUGAAUGGAGGCGCCAAGGAUGGCCUGGAUAUGAACGUCGCGCCCGCCUGGCGAAAGGGCUACACUGGAAAGGGAGUCGUCGUCUCCAUACUCGACGACGGUAUCCAAACAAACCAUCCAGAUUUAGCGCAAAACUAUGAUCCGAUGGCCAGUACGGAUAUUAAUGGAAACGACGACGAUCCAAUGCCCCAAGAUAACGGAGACAAUAAACAUGGCACGAGAUGUGCUGGAGAAGUUGCUGGAGUGGCUUAUAAUAGCUUCUGUGGAAUUGGAGUAGCUUAUAACGCCAGCAUAGGAGGUGUUCGUAUGUUGGAUGGAGUAGUCAACGAUGCAGUAGAAGCUAAAGCUUUAGGGUUGAAUCCGGAGCACAUCGACAUUUAUAGUGCGUCUUGGGGGCCCGAAGAUGAUGGAAAGACAGUUGAUGGACCGGGACCACUUGCCAGACGAGCAUUUAUUUACGGAGUGACCAGCGGGCGGAAAGGAAAAGGUUCCAUUUUUGUAUGGGCAUCUGGCAAUGGAGGAAGGCACAUUGAUUCGUGCAACUGCGACGGAUAUACAAAUAGCAUAUUCACUUUGAGUAUAUCAAGUGCGACUCAAGGAGGAUUCAAGCCUUGGUACCUUGAAGAAUGUUCCUCAACUCUGGCCACCACAUACAGUUCAGGCACGCCAGGUCACGACAAAAGCGUUGCUACAGUCGAUAUGGAUGCCAGGUUACGUCCUGACCACAUUUGCACCGUAGAACAUACUGGAACAUCAGCUUCAGCACCUUUAGCAGCAGGUAUAUGCGCUUUAGCUCUUGAGGCUAACCCUACUCUUACUUGGCGAGAUAUGCAGUACUUGGUGGUUCUCACUUCGAGAUCUACACCGUUGGAAAAAGAGAACGGCUGGAUAACGAAUGGAGUGAAGAGGAAAAUAUCUCACAAGUUUGGAUAUGGGUUAAUGGACGCUGCAGCUAUGGUAAAUCUAGCAGAACUAUGGACAACUGUACCUCCUCAACAUAUAUGUAAGAGCCAAGAGCUUCUGGAGGACAAAGAAAUUCCUUUCGAUUAUCGCGCUAGUCUAGACUUUUAUAUGGAUGUCAAUGCUUGCGCUAAUACCCUUAAUGAAGUGCGUUUUCUGGAACACGUGCAGUGCAAAAUAUCUUUAAGAUUCUUCCCGAGAGGAAACCUUCGGAUUAUUCUUACAUCCCCAAUGGGUACCAGUUCUACAAUACUGUUCGAAAGACCACGAGAUGUGAUAAGCUCGAACUUUGACGAUUGGCCAUUCCUUUCUGUGCACUUCUGGGGCGAAAAAGCCGAAGGAAGAUGGCACUUACAAAUCAUCAAUGCUGGAGUGAGACACGUUUCGCAAAUUGGGGUCCUGAAAAAAUGGCAACUGAUAUUCUAUGGGACUAACGUCAAUCCUGUUCGCUUACGCUCGGCCAAUGGCAUUCGAUCAUCUCCUUGGAAAUCCCCCUCAAACACUUUCACAUUUCCAACUCAGCCCCAGCCAGUGACGCCAGUAACCGAUAACUUUUUUGAUCCAUCGGAGGUAUUCAACAGUUUCCCACACAUUUAUUCGUUCGCUGGGUCAGACCCAGAACCAGCGUUCAGUUCUUUAGACGAGAAAAACACCAAGGUGAGAGAAAAUAAUCAAAACGAUUUGAAUUUUGAUGAGGAAACCAAAAUUGGAUGUGAUGAUCAAUGUGACGAUCAGGGCUGUUUUGGAAAGGGGCCUACGAAGUGUAUAGCUUGCCGAUAUAAACGCAUGGAUAGGAAUUGUGUGAGCACAUGUCCGCCUAGAAGCUACAGUGAACAAGGAGAAUGCAAACCAUGCCAUGAAGCAUGUGAGACCUGCACAGGUCCGGAUCAAAAGAGUUGCUUAGCGUGUGCGCCUGGUCAUGUUCGGGUGGUGGAUUUAGAUAUUUGCCUUCAGCAAUGUCCUGAGGGGUACUUCGAACAUUUUGCUGACCGAACGUGCAUUCCAUGUCAGCCGAAUUGCGCUGGUUGCCAAGACCGUCCAGAUCACUGCACUAGUUGUGAUCAUCAUCUUUUGCUCUAUCAAAACAAAUGCUUAGCCUCCUGCCCUACGAACACGUUUGAGACUGAUGACUAUAGAUGUGCUCCAUGCCACGAAUCUUGUGAAACAUGUACCGGUUCCAAUAGCUCGCAAUGUAUCCGAUGUCCAUCGGGCAGAUUUUGGUAUGAAGGCCGCUGUAUCGGGGAGUGUCCAGCUCAUCACUUUGCCGACUACAAUCAACGGGAGUGUAUAGAAUGCCCACCAGGUUGUAGUGAAUGCAACGCCUCAACUUGCAUCUCCUGCUUGGACGAUUGGAAAGUUAACAUUAAAGGCAGAUGUCAAACACAGACUAGUGAUAAAUGUGAUGUGGAUCAAUAUUAUGACAACGGCAUGUGCAAGCAAUGCCACUCGACUUGCGAUUCUUGCGACGGUCCAACAGAACGAGCAUGUUUGUCUUGUGCAAGCCCCCUCAUUUUACAAGGCACCAAGUGUGUUGGAAGAUGUGAUGAUGCCUACUAUCACGAAAAAGAUGGCCAAAUUUGCGAACCAUGCUUGCAUACAUGUGCUAAAUGUGUAGCAAAAAUGAACUGCACGGAGUGCGUUAGUGAACUACAGUUGCAAAACGGAGAAUGCCAUACAACCUGUGCUACGGGCUACUACAGCGAUAUGGGACUGUGUUUGAGAUGCUAUAUGAGCUGUAAAACAUGCAGUGGACCUGGACCUAACCAAUGCGUGGAAUGUCCUGAUUCGUGGCUGCUCUUAAAUGGGGAAUGCAGACCGGAUUGUCCAGUUAAUUUCUUUAAAUCGGUAUAUGGUUGUCAAAAGUGCCACUAUUCAUGCGUUAAUUGUCCAGAAUGCAAAUUGCAAGAAGAUAAAAGGAAGAUCAAUGUGGAAGCUCUACUGCUCUCAGCUCAGCCCGUUUCAAGUCUUCAAUUUGUCAAUCCAUUUAACUUCAUCACUGGAUUGGCUAUAAUAGCUUGCCUAUGUAUAAUAAUUCUCUUUAUAGUUAUCUUCCUAGUUUUGCAGAGAACUACUGCCCAAGCCAAUCAACGAGGGUACAGCAGAGUGUCGAUAAAAAAACCAAAAGUAACUUGCAAUUAUAACGUUGUGUCAGUCAGCGACGGUGAAAGCAGCGACUCAGAUAGUUCAGAAGGGCAUAAAUUGAUGAAACCGAAAACCGAGCGAACGGCCUGCUAGACUACCCACCUGCAAACAAUUCCUAGAGUGUAAAUAACUUUGUAAAACCCCACACUGCACUGGAACUCCUUUUGAGUAUGCCAGUGUUGUUUUUGUACCUAUGUAUUAAAUCACAAAAAAAAAUAUUAUAUCAAGAGGUGGACAUUUUAAGCAGUUUAUAUUUUUAACACUUAAAACAGUUCAUAACUAGCUAUCCCAGUUCAUCUAAAGUUUGAAUCGUCAAAUACAAGUUCAAAAUUUUAUUCGGCUCGUUUCAGCUAUAUGCAUGAACGUCCAAUGUUGAAAAUAGCAAUUAUGAAAUUGUUACCAAAUUAAGAAUGUUAAAGAGAGCAUUUGUGCUUAACGAACUCCGAACUCACUUCAGAUUUUAAAUUUUCCAUUUCUUUGCAAACCUGCUUAAGUUAACCAAACGCUCUUUAGUAACAUUAUUACUUUGCGAGCAGUUCAUUUCAGUAGAAAUCCACUUAAAAACAGUCUUUAUUCGGGAACCUACGACGUUAAUUAGACCUAGGUCAUGAAAUGGUCUAAGUUUGUAAAAUGCGGCUAGAUAAUAUGGACAUUUCAUUAAUUGAGGCAUUUUAUUUAACCAAUAAAUCGGCAAAUACUGUCUAUAAACUUAUAGAUAUUUAAAAUUCCUGUUUUGCUUAUUUUACUUUUCAAAAGUUAUUUAAUUCCCUUUCUUUAAAUCUGUCUAUAAUAUCUUCAAAGUCGUUUUUCAUUGACUUAACUCGAGGAAUUGAUAUUUAACUGUAGAUGACUGCAAUGUUAAGCAAACUAUCUAGCCGUAAAUAAAAAUGAAACAAAAAAAUCGUUGAGUUAGUCUUAAAACGGCAAAUGAGAAAGAAGUACUGCAUCCUUUAAAAUGUAGGGAUGGCCUGACUUGUGUGUAUAAUACGUAAUUAAACCAUCGUUUUUUUAACACAGACCGCACAAAGCAUAGGUUCAAUCAUACGGAACAGACUAUAAUAGAGUGCUAUAUAUAAAGAUGAGUACUCAUUUUUCGCAUAAAGCCAGGCAGCUCUUACAUACCACGUAUCCAACUAAAUUGAUUAUUCAAAUUAAACAAGGCCUAUUGAAUGCCUGCCGAUAACCCGAUCGUGCGGCUUAAAUUUAGUUAAUUAAUAAUAAAACAUAUUUUUAUGGCAUUUCAUAUUAUUCUGAAACACUGAAUUCUUGUCAUUUUCCAGUCCGUUUCAACACUUUAUUUAAAUUAUGUAUUCGGACACUGCCUGCUUAUACUUUCAAACACAUAUAAUCGAAAAGGAAAAAAGUUUAGAAGGAGGAUAUGGUUAAUCAAAAGUCUACUCAAAGUUGUUUUUUACUUCACCCAUACUUACAACCUGUUUUAUUUAAUUUGUUCAACUUUUGUUUGUUAUAAGAUUUUUCACAACAUACUUUUUGAUGUGAUGUAUGAAUCCAGAAAUUUUGUAAUUAAUCGUGAAACCGUAAGAAACAUGGGAACUAUAGAUAGAUAUUAUAUAUUUCUAUAGAUAUGAAAAAUACAUUUUAGUGUGCUCAUAUAAAGUAACUUAAUUAAAUAAAAAAUCCAAAAAAUAUGUUUAUAAAUUCAAAAGCUAACACUAAAGGGCAAAUAAAAUAAAACAUGUAGUUAAUUAAGAUUGCAAGAAAAUUAAAUUAGUGUAUGUAAAAAUUCCAAAUUGGCCUAAAACUGCAUAAAAUGUCCAUAAUGCUUUAGCUGAUUUUGUGAUAUUAAUUCAAAUAUGUUACCAUACCGUUUUUAUAUAAACCAUAUAAAUGGAUGUUGGAUGUUCCGUAUUAAAAACAAACUUAAUUAUAUAGAUAACCACCACAUGUAAGAUUCAGGAAAUUAACAAACUAUGAAAAAGCUAUAUAAAUUACACUUAAACCAGAUAUUAGUUAAGAAUAGACAUUUAUACAAUGUAAAUAUAAAUAUCAAGUCACUAAAUAAAAAAAUAUAUACGUUGAACCAAAAAAAUCUGUAACAUAAUGUUUAUAUUAUAUAACCAGGUAUAUUUGGUCUAUGCAGGGUCCUUAGUUAUUUUUUUAACAUCGUAAAGUAAUGACACAGAAAGUAGUUAAGUCUGAAAUGUGGAAAUGUCUGAGAUUAGCAUUCCCGAAUCCAUUAGCGCAAGAUCCAUAACUAAUUCAACAGUAAGUAAAUAGAGACGCAUUUCAAGUUAUGUGAUUUACUGUUUUACAGCUAUCGUUUGCCAACAAUAAGAGUCAGAGUUCGGGCCCUCGCACAUUGGAAAGCUAUCAAAUAUUAAGUUCAGAAAUUUAAGAAGAACGUAUAAACAAUAAGUACGUGUGAACAGUAACUGACUGAUCAUAAGCUGUAUGAUACAGAAUAACAUGUAUGUAUAACAGUGUUACUCAAUGCAAGAUAGUUGCCAGAUCAUGAUUUCUUAAUACAUUCCAUAACACUUUUAAAUAUUAUUUUCGAUUAAAAAAAUUUCUAAUGUCUUGUCUAAUACCUCAAUUAACAAAUGUUAAAUAUUUCUAAAAUUAUAAAGCUGUUGAUGAAUGAUCUCGCAGAUAUUGUGUACAGAUACGGUGGCUGAACAAAAACUUAAUUCAACUGAAAGCUGGCACAACAUACAAGCAUUUCACAGUUGAUAGACGAAGAAUCGAUUAGUCCAACUACACAUAAAUUCAAAAAUCGCAUAGAGAUGAACUGAUAAAAGUUAAUGCAAUCUAAAGUUUAUAAAUAACUAUAUUAUUUUAACAGGAAAAAUAUAAUUAUAAUUGCAUUAAUAAAUUGUUCAAUAAAAUAUAUAGGUAUAUCUAGAAGAUCAAUUGACACCAGGGUCUGGAGUAAUCGAUAAACACCCCGACCUCAAGCCUCGAAAAACUAUUAUAUUUCAAUAAUAAAAAUUAAAGGUAGGGGACAUUUUUAUUCAGGUAGUAAUGAGGAUCGUCUGCUCUAAUAAACGUGUACAUUGAAUAUUACAUUUCAGAAUUUUUUUUCAUGAUAAACUAACUAAAUCACAUAACUUCCUAAAUAGGCAAAUUAAUAGCAACCAAAAAAAACGCGCUUAAUCCUUUAAUGGGAUAAAAAUUAAAUGUGUAUAUGAAAUUUUUGAUUCAAAUGUAAAAUUACCCUAUCACUGCAUAUGACACGUAUGUGUGAAUCAUACAUAUGAUACGAAUAAUUUAAAUAUGCAAAACUAAAGUGCUCUUGUUAUUUUGUGUCAUAAAUAUAACAAUUAUUUUUAAAUGUACACAUUGUAUAUACAUAAUUGCAUAAGACGUAGUCUAUUUCAACUAUUGUGUAAAAUUUUAGGGAAUUGAGGAUGUUAUCUCACAGUUAUUUUUGAUCGUUUUAUUUUUUAGAAAUUUAUUAAAUUUUCUAGGGUGCGAUUUGUAAACAUAGCAUGCGUUUUGUAUAAAAUUUUGACAACACGGUUUUGUAUUACGAGGUUUGCAAUAUGUUUAAAAUACUGAUAGCACGUAUUUUACAACGUAGAUGUUUCCCUGCUUAAAAUGCAAAUGAUUACAAUAUAAAGCACCGUAGAAAUAUUCAGUUUACAAAAUGUCGAAGGUUUUAUUAAUUCAACCUAUAUUUUUAUAAAAUUGAUAUUUGUGUUAACAUUUUGAGUUUAGUAAAUACAAAUUGAUAAAUAAAUGUGUCUUUAAUAUUAAAUGGCUUUUUGAUUA
Messenger RNA from Dendroctonus ponderosae (mountain pine beetle), 7784 nucleotides. RefSeq names its product furin-like protease 2. Gene Ontology annotation, molecular function: serine-type endopeptidase activity. The coding region runs from base 444 to 4145 and encodes 1233 amino acids. Gene Ontology annotation, cellular component: Golgi membrane; trans-Golgi network. NCBI's taxonomy places the organism in Eukaryota, Metazoa, Arthropoda, Insecta, Coleoptera, Curculionidae. Gene Ontology annotation, biological process: protein processing. The transcript is spliced from 21 exons. The record is from RefSeq and is a predicted model, not a curated record.